Cuscuta campestris is the source of this 1531-nucleotide messenger RNA. NCBI's taxonomy places the organism in Eukaryota, Viridiplantae, Streptophyta, Magnoliopsida, Solanales, Convolvulaceae. The record is from the annotation of a GenBank genome assembly.
CUAAGAGCUUACCACUUCGUUGGUAAAUGGUUGCAGCUACUUGAAAAGGGGAGUUAACGAUCAUGGAAGAGUGGCAAAUGAUGUUGAAACAGAGCAAAUUGUCCUUGAUGAAGAAGCUGGGUCAUGCAAAGGAAGAAUGAGUUCUGUUGUGCAGAUGAGGGGUUCAAUACCACUUUUCUGGUCUCAAGAAGCUUCAAGAUUCAGCCCAAAACCUGAUAUCAUCUUACAAAGAUAUGAUCCAACAUAUGAGGCUACGAAGAUGCAUUUUGAAGACUUGGCAAGGAGAUAUGGAAACCCCAUCAUUGUACUUAAUCUAAUCAAAACAGUAGAAAAGAGGCCAAGAGAAAUGAUGCUGAGACGCGAAUUUGCAUAUGCUGUUGGGUAUUUGAAUCAAAUUCUUACCGAAGAACAUCAGCUGAAGUUCAUACACUGGGAUUUUCACAAAUUUGCGAAGAGCAAAUCUGCGAAUGUGUUGGCAGUUUUGGGUGGUGUGGCUAAUGAAGCCCUUGAUUUGACUGGCUUUUACUAUAGUGGGAAGCCUUUUAUUAUCAACAGACAAGUUACUCAAAUCAGCCGGACCAACACUGGAAGGGAAUGUUCUUUAAGAGAUUUGAGGCCUAGUUCAGGGGACUUGCCCAGGGUUGGUAGUGGUAAUGAGGUGUUUAGUUCAUUGGGCAAGCAAGAUAGAGAGAUGGAUAGUAAUAGGCAAGUCGGCAAAGACAACUGUGCUAAGGAUGCACCACGUUUUCAAAGUGGAGUACUCCGUACAAAUUGCAUAGACUGCUUGGAUCGAACAAAUGUAGCCCAAUAUGCAUAUGGUCUUGAAGCUUUGGGUCAUCAAUUACAUGCAAUGUCAUUGAGUGAUAAGCCCAAAGUGGAUGCCGAUAGCAGCAUUGCUGGUGCUCUAAUGGAGAUGUACCAGAGUAUGGGUGAUGCCCUAGCACAACAGUAUGGUGGCUCUGCAGCCCACAACACAGUUUUUCCUGAAAGGCAGGGAAAGUGGAAAGCUACAACCCAGUCAAGAGAAUUUCUGAAGUCUAUCAAGCGCUAUUAUAGCAAUGCUUAUACUGAUGGUGAAAAGCAAGAUGCAAUUAAUUUGUUUCUGGGCUAUUUCCAACCUCAGGAGGGGAAACCUGCACUUUGGGAGUUGGAUUCUGAUUAUUAUCUUCAUGUUUCUGGUGUUGGAGAUGACCUUGUUCCAGAGAAAGGGUAAACACUUCGUGACAUAACUACACAUUUUAAACACUGUUUAGAAAUUCUUGAGAUUUUUUUGCUUUCACUGUGCUUUCUAUGUUGCUCGAGCCGGGGUCUCAUGGAAACAGCCUUUCUACUUUCAAGUGAGGGUAAGGUCUGCGUACACACCCUCCCAAGACCCUACUUUCAUGGGAUUCUUCUACUCGGUUGUUGUUGUCUUUUUUUCACUAUGUAAAUUGGAAAUGAUGAAAAUGUUCCGAUAUUUUCAAAAUUUUCAUCACAAUUUCCAUGUUUUGAAGUCUCUGAUACCAAUGGGUAAAAAAUUUCUCUUGAUCCU